This is a messenger RNA of Amborella trichopoda, 950 nucleotides long. The record is from RefSeq and is a predicted model, not a curated record. Lineage: Eukaryota; Viridiplantae; Streptophyta; Magnoliopsida; Amborellales; Amborellaceae.
CUCUCUCUCUCUCUCUCUCUCUCUCUCCAUGUUGGAGGUAGCAAGACAGUGUCUCCUAUUUCUCUGUCUCAAUGAAGCAAGUAUCAUGUCUAUAACGCCUAUCAUCUUUCUAUAACCUACUUGUUGCACACACCUCUGCAACUGCAAGAACAAAAGAGAGAGAUAGAAGAUGCAUGGUUUGGUUAUAGAUUGAACAGCCUUCUCACAUAUGUGACCACCAUUCUCGCUCUAAUGUGCGCCGUUGCCUUCUUCUCUGACAAGUUCAGCCUUCCCUCUCCUAACGCCCAACUUCAGGUGGUCAAGAUAAAUCGGUUCAGAAGGGGCCCGAGUGGGAAGGAUGAGGUUAGGUCAAGCACAGAGAGGGACACGUAAGUCAAGCACAGGGAGAGACGGAGAGAUGAAUAGAAAGAGAUGCAGAUCAAGCAGACAGAGAGAUAGGAGAGGCCAUCAUAUUCAUUUGCAGAAUCCUUCACCACAAAGUACCCAAUACAUUGAAUGUAUUUGUAAUAUACAUCCACAAACAAAAUUGUUGAGGAUCUCGCUGUGGUAUCAUAGAAUCCCUUCACGAGACCGUGCCAUAGGGCAAACUCAAACCAAAGUAAUGUACCCCUUGACGGAUCAGGGAGACCAUCUUCGUGGAAAAUACUUCAACUUGACCUCGCAUUGGCACGUUAUGCCCAAGGUUGGGAGAAUGAUUGCUGAUGAGAUUGUAAUGCCUGCCAUCUUCAGUCUACCCAAGGAUAUAGUUAAUGUUUAGGUUGGCCACUACUGUACUAUGCCUGGGUAUUGUUCUAGAGGAGAUCAUGGUGUGAUGAUUGACUGGCAAAUUUUCUUUAGUUUCUAUUACUGAAUCAUUUUAUGUUGGGUCAGGUUUUUAUAAGGUGCCCACCUUAUACCAUACAAGUUAGGUGCACCUCUAAAUUUUGCUGGAAGAUGUAGUUGUGGUGUCA